Messenger RNA from Colletotrichum orchidophilum, 1089 nucleotides. RefSeq names its product adenosine deaminase. Gene Ontology annotation, biological process: inosine biosynthetic process; adenosine catabolic process. Bases 1 to 1089 code for a protein of 362 amino acids. The transcript has 4 exons. NCBI's taxonomy places the organism in Eukaryota, Fungi, Ascomycota, Sordariomycetes, Glomerellales, Glomerellaceae. Gene Ontology annotation, molecular function: adenosine deaminase activity. The record is from RefSeq and is a predicted model, not a curated record.
AUGGGUUCACAUCCAACAUUAGAUAUGGACUUCGUUGCUCUUCCCAAAAUCGAGCUCCACGCUCAUUUGACGGGUAGCGUAAGCCGUCGCACCCUCCACGACAUCUGGGUCCUCAAACGCGAGGCAGGUGAAACAGAUCUCGAGGAUCCUCUCGUCGUGAUGCCGGACGGCAAACACGACUACGACCUCACCACCUUCUUCCCCCUCUUUUCGUCUUACAUCUACAACCUCAUCACCGACGUCGAGACCCUCCACACAGCAACCCUCUCAGUCCUCAAAGACUUCCACGCAGACGGCGUGACCUACCUCGAGCUUCGCACCACCCCGCGCUCCCUACCCUCCCCAAUGCCCCAGCCGCCCUCCGUCUAUGUCUCCACCAUCCUUUCCGCGAUUGCCUUCUUCGAGGCCUCCCACCCGGGACAGGAGACAAUGCGCACCCGCCUAAUCCUCUCAGUCGACCGCCGCCACACCCCAGCGCAAGCCCACGAAACAGUCCGUCUCGCCGCCUCCUUCCGCGACCGCGGCGUUGUCGGCGUCGACCUUUGCGGCGACCCCGCGGCCCGCGUCCACACUGGGGUACCGGGCCAGGACGAUGUCUCCAUUUUUCGCAGUGCCUUUGCGGAGGCUCGGAGGCUUGGCCUUGGCAUCACGAUCCACUUUGGCGAAGCCGAGUGCUCCGGUCACCCGGCGGAGCUCGCGGAGAUUUUGUCGUGGUCGCCGCGGAGGCUGGGCCAUGUCAUCCACCUCGGCGAGGACGUCAAGCGAGAGAUUUUCGAGCGCGGGAUCGGACUUGAGCUGUGCCUCAGCUGCAACGUCCACGCGCGCAUGGUGACGAGCGGGUUUGAGGGGCAUCAUUUCGGGGAGUGGUGGGGUAUGGAGGGGAGCUUGAUAUCUCUAGGCACUGACGACGUCGGUGUCUUUGGCAGCCCAUUAUCCAACGAAUAUAGGCUGGUAGCGGAGCAUUUCAAGCUCUCCCGAGACGAAAUCUGCGCGCUUGCCCGCCGGGGUAUAGAUUCCAUCUUUGCAGACGAUGCCGAAAAAGAGCGUCUCCGGCAAAUGAUGUGGAAACCCGCCAGGGUUGAGAAAUAA